AUGGCAACCAUUCCCAUUGUUGUCAAACACCAGGGCAAAAAAUACGAUGUCGAUCUUGACCCCUCCGCGACCGGCGAAGUCCUCAAGUUCCAGCUCUUCUCCCUGACUGGCGUCGAACCCGACCGUCAAUCUCUCCUCAUCAAAGGUGGCAAGCUGAAAGAUGACACCGAUUUGUCCAAGCUCAAUGCAAAACCCGGUCAGAUCUUCACCAUGCUCGGUACUGCGUCUGGUGAGGGUAGUGCAAUGAUCGCGCCGCCUACCGAGAAGAUCAAGUUCGCCGAGGACAUGACCGAAGCCGAAGCUGCCGCUCAAGAAGGUGCUACUCCGGCUGGCCUCCAGAAUCUGGGAAACACCUGCUACUUGAAUUCUACUCUGCAAGUCCUUCGCAGCAUACCCGAGAUGCAAGACACCCUCAAAAUCUACAAGGCCGAACAAUCUACCGCCAGUUUGCAAGACCUGAGUCGCCAUGGGCUCAGCGGGCUCGGCGCAAACAACGAUCUGACUGCCCAAUUACGCGACCUCUACAAGCAGAUGUCCGAAACACAAGAAGGGUUACCGCCCUUGAUGUUCCUCAGUUCUCUGCGAGCCAUCUAUCCUCAAUUCGCUCAGAAGGCAAAGAAUGGCCAUGGUUAUGCUCAGCAGGACGCGGAGGAGGCUUGGUCACAGAUAGUCCAUCAGUUGCGGGGAAAGCUCAAGAUCACAGACACACACGCACAAGAUCAGAAAGCCAUUGCCUUCAUCGAUCGCUACAUGGCUGGUUCGGUUCAUUCAUCCCUUGCCCCUCCUGCCGAGGUGGGAGACAACGAACCUACUGUCGAGUCCGACGACACCUUUCUGAAGCUGGACUGCCAUAUUGACCAGACAACCAACCACCUUCGAGACGGAAUCCUUGCUGGUCUUACCGAGGAGAUUGAAAAGCGUUCCCCAACGCUCGAUCGUGACGCAACGUACGUGAAGACCUCGCGGAUAUCUCGGCUGCCUCAGUACCUGACGGUCCAUUUCGUUCGAUUCUACUGGAGGCGGGACAUCCAGAAGAAGACCAAGAUCAUGCGCAAGGUCACGUUUCCGGAGGAGCUAGACGUGGUGGAGUUUUGUACCGAGGACCUGAGGAAGCGCCUGAUUCCAGUUCGUGACAAGGUUCGCAACAUCCGUAAGGAUGAAGUGGACGUUGAGCGUGCUAGAAAGAGACAGAAACUUGCCCACAAGCAAGAAGCAGACCGUGCGCACGACGAAGCAUUGAAGGCUGUCGAGGCUGCCCCGAUUGCGAAGCUAAGGGAGCACAAGGAGAAAAAGGACUCGAAGAGCAAGGAGCCCGAGGGUGGCGAAAUGGAUGUCUACAAGACGGACGCCGAGUAUGAGGCAGAACGCGCGGCAUCGAUCAAACAAGCCAAGAAGGAGCUGUUCGAAGUGAUUGACCCCGAGCUCGCAGCUGACGAAGGAGCAAACAAGUCGGGCUUGUAUGAGCUCCGAGGUGUCAUCACUCACCAGGGUGCAAGCGCUGACAGUGGCCAUUACACGAGUUUUGUGAAGAAGCAGGCUCGACUGGUCGACGAUCCAAAGGCGCCGGGCGGCAAGCGCAAAGAGGAAGAUGGCAAGUGGUGGUGGUUCAAUGAUGACAAGGUCAGUGAGGUGGACGCAGAGAGGAUCAUGACUCUUGCGGGUGGUGGCGAGAGUGCUUCUGCCCUGAUUCUGCUCUACCGUGCCAUUGACCUGCCCACCAAGGAUGAAGUCGACGAGUAA
Molecule: messenger RNA, 1740 nt
Organism: Cladophialophora yegresii CBS 114405
Lineage: Eukaryota; Fungi; Ascomycota; Eurotiomycetes; Chaetothyriales; Herpotrichiellaceae
Product: ubiquitin thiolesterase
Exons: 2
Coding region: 1-1740 (579 amino acids)
Biological process (GO): proteasome-mediated ubiquitin-dependent protein catabolic process; regulation of proteasomal protein catabolic process; protein deubiquitination
Molecular function (GO): protein binding; cysteine-type deubiquitinase activity; proteasome binding
Source: RefSeq, a predicted model, not a curated record